Nannizzia gypsea CBS 118893 is the source of this 1698-nucleotide messenger RNA. Its product is annotated as uracil permease. The transcript is spliced from 6 exons. Gene Ontology annotation, biological process: nucleobase transport; transmembrane transport. Lineage: Eukaryota; Fungi; Ascomycota; Eurotiomycetes; Onygenales; Arthrodermataceae. The record is from RefSeq and is a predicted model, not a curated record. Gene Ontology annotation, cellular component: plasma membrane. Gene Ontology annotation, molecular function: nucleobase transmembrane transporter activity. Bases 1 to 1698 code for a protein of 565 amino acids.
AUGUCGAGAUAUCGACGCUUCGCAAAUACUUUCACAUCGUUCCGUGCUCUACAUAACGCUCUUAAGCUGGAAAGUUCUUCCUCAAGCCUCGCUAAUGAAGAUUUGUUUCCAUCGCCCCCGGAAAAGCGUACCUGGACCGCAUUUGAUUUCUUCGCAUACUGGUGGAGUGAAUCCUGGGCUGUUGCGGCGUGGUCGAUUGGCGCCUCGUUAAUCACUCUUGGAGCAACCGUGAGAGAUGCAGUGUUGGUUGUGCUGUUCGGGAACAUACUUACUUCUGUUGUCAUCGUGUUGAACGGAAGAGCCGCUGCGGCCUAUCACAUUGGAUUUCCAGUACAGUCCAGAGCAAGUUUUGGAAUAUACGGCCAGUAUUUCGUCGUGGUACUACGUGCAUUGGUUGGCAUUGCCUGGGGUGGCGUGCAAUUAUAUUACGAGGGACAGUUUCUUUCCAUAUGCCUUCGUUGCAUUUUUCCCGGAUGGAACCAUAUUCCAAACACUAUACCGGCGAGCCAAGCCAUCACUGUUCAAGGACUGAUAGGGUUCUUCCUCGCCUUUCUCUCCGCUCUUCCCUUCACAUUUAUCCAUACCACCAGGAUCCGACAUAUGUUCAGCUUUAAGGCCAUCGUUGUUCCGCUAGCAGGACUAGGGAUCGUAUGUUGGGCCAUUACUGCCAAUAAAGGGGUUUCAGCAGAUAAACUAGUUGAUGAAUCGAAACGGAAAUCGACAUCCAUCUUUGCAUGGGGACUAAUCGCCCAGCUCAAUGCUGUGCUAGGGACAAAUUCCGCUCUUAUAGUUACAGUUCCUGAUUUGGCUCGGUAUUCCACGAACCGAAAUGCACAGGUAUAUGGACAGGCUCUGGGAUUGCCGUUGUCUCAAACCAUAUGUGCGGCAUUUGGUAUCAUCACUACUGCAGCCGUGAAGAACAUGUACGGAGAAGCAUAUUGGAACCCAUAUGAUCUUCUUAACGGUAUACUUGACCAUGGCUACACUCCUAAAGCACGAGCAGGGGUGUUCUUUGCAGCUGCUGCAUGGGCAUUUGCAACUCUGGGAACAUCGAUUGCAUGCAAUGCUGUACCCUUUGCCGCUGACAUUACCUGCCUUGCGCCAAAAUACGUCAAUAUCGUACGCGGUCAGGUCAUCUGGCUGAUAAUUUCACUCGGGAUUGUGCCUUGGCGCCUUGUUGGUACCGCAAGCAGCUUCCUUCGCUUUCUCACGGGCUAUUGCAUCUUCCAGGGCCCCGUGGUUGGCAUCAUGUUGAUCGAUUACUUCUUCGUGAGACGAGGUAACCUUCACUUACCAGAUCUCUAUCGCCACUCAUCAACCGCAAGAUACUAUUUCACCAAAGGCUUCAAUAUUCGUGCCUUUGCUGCAUUUAUCAUCGGUGCCUUACUCCCCUUGCCAGGGCUGGUAGGGAGCUUUGGCCACUCCUUUUCCAGUGCUGCUGACCACAUGUUCUCCUUAGGCUGGAUACUUAGCUUUCUAGUCGGAAGCCUGAGUUACUGGGUAUUUUGUACAUUUUUCAAAGUUCCAGGUGACGAUGCUAGUUACGCAUUUGAGGAGAAGGUGGCAGAUGCAGAAGAGAUGAUACGUCAGGGUGGGGACGAGUUGUCUCCAUCUUGUGAAGUAAAAGACGAUUCUUCUUUACAGAUUGAAGAAAUUGAACAGAGAAGGGCAUCAGAUCCCCUGCGGAGUAUAGCAUGA